CAGGAACAUUCUUUGGGCCUGGAUCCUGAUCCAUUUGUUGAUUAGCGGGUUAGAGAGCAUUUGCGUCAAUCCUAAGCGGCUGAACUCUCACAACCCCCGUUUAUAAACCCUUCUCUCUCUCGCCGUCUUUGUUAUCACAAAACUCUUCCGACUCGUUUCUUCUCGAUCUCCGCCUCUUCAGUUGUUUCAUCGAUGGCUUUACCUAACCAGCAAACCGUUGAUUACCCUAGCUUCAAGCUCGUCAUCGUUGGUGACGGAGGCACAGGGAAAACCACGUUCGUAAAGAGGCAUCUUACUGGAGAGUUUGAGAAGAAGUAUGAACCCACUAUUGGUGUUGAGGUUCACCCUUUAGAUUUCUUCACUAACUGUGGCAAGAUCCGGUUCUACUGUUGGGAUACUGCUGGUCAAGAGAAGUUUGGUGGGUUAAGGGAUGGAUACUACAUCCAUGGACAGUGCGCUGUUAUCAUGUUUGAUGUCACAGCACGUCUGACAUACAAGAAUGUUCCAACAUGGCACCGUGAUCUUUGCAGGGUCUGUGAAAACAUCCCGAUUGUACUCUGCGGGAACAAAGUUGACGUGAAGAACAGGCAAGUGAAGGCCAAGCAGGUGACAUUCCACAGGAAGAAGAAUCUCCAGUAUUACGAGAUAUCUGCCAAGAGCAACUACAAUUUCGAGAAGCCAUUCCUGUACCUUGCUAGGAAACUCGCCGGGGACCCUAACCUUCACUUUGUGGAAUCACCUGCACUUGCUCCCCCAGAAGUCCAGAUCGACAUGGCUGCUCAGCAACAGCAUGAGGCGGAGCUCGCAGCCGCAGCAAGUCAGCCACUUCCUGAUGACGAUGAUGACACGUUUGAGUAGAGAGAGAGAGAGAGAUCCGCACUGUGAUUUGGGCACAAACUAUUAUCUUUUGUCUUCUUUUUUUUUUGAUGGAGCUAUUUCUA
Eruca vesicaria subsp. sativa (arugula) is the source of this 941-nucleotide messenger RNA. The record is from the annotation of a GenBank genome assembly. Lineage: Eukaryota; Viridiplantae; Streptophyta; Magnoliopsida; Brassicales; Brassicaceae.